CUAAAUCGUUGACGGCGACGGCGACAGAAUGGGGAAAAGAGACAUGGUGGAGAACGGAGGGAGCGACGGUGGUAGCAACGCCCAUUGGUGGUGGGCCUUGGCCGGCGCAACGCAGUUUGGCUGGGGUAUCGCCUCUUUCCGGCGAGGAGUUAUUGGCGAUUCUAGCCUCAUGCCCUUUAAGGCCUUCGCCGUUGCUUCGCUUUUCGUCGGCGCUGCCGCCUCGUCCGCCAUCGCUUCCUUAAAGGCCGCCGGCAUCCACAAGUGUUCUGAUUUCUUGUUGCUCUUAUGGAUGAACCAAAUGAAGCCAUUAUUGUCAUUCCUCACACAAACUCAGGGGCUUGAUCUUGAUUUGUGUAAGAAAAAGUUGAAGACGUGAUGGAAGUAGGAGCUAAUAUCAGAACUGGUUUGGGGGUUCGUCCAAGAACACGAGAUGAAUGAGUUUUUGUUUAUACUGUUCGUGAAAUCUUGGAUUUUGUGCUUUGAAGUCUUGAUCACGAGUCGAGUUUAGUCGAGUCUUCGACUCAGACUGCACUUUGGAUGGUUAAAGAUUCAAGAAGAGGCUGAUUACUUUCUGUAUCAUCACUAUAAUUGGGUACUUGUUUGAGUGUACUGAGUACUUGUGUAUGUUCAUAACCUUCCUUGAAUAAUAAUUUCUUCUUCAUUUAGGAAACUUCCAUCCUUCCUGGUGCUGAUUUGUCAA
This is a messenger RNA of Cucurbita pepo subsp. pepo (vegetable marrow), 700 nucleotides long. RefSeq lists its product as uncharacterized. Lineage: Eukaryota; Viridiplantae; Streptophyta; Magnoliopsida; Cucurbitales; Cucurbitaceae. The record is from RefSeq and is a predicted model, not a curated record.